This is a messenger RNA of Sturnus vulgaris (Common starling), 2450 nucleotides long. It is a transcript of the gene SIMC1, whose product is annotated as SUMO interacting motifs containing 1. Gene Ontology annotation, molecular function: SUMO polymer binding. The record is from RefSeq and is a predicted model, not a curated record. Lineage: Eukaryota; Metazoa; Chordata; Aves; Passeriformes; Sturnidae.
GAGGGAGCUGAGCAGGCAGCCAGGUCUGCUUGGGACUAAGGCACAAGGACAUGAGCCCUCAGGGGAGUGGGGAAGAGCCUGGGUUGGGCUCAGGCUCAGCUGUGCUGCCAGGGGAGGUUGAUCCUCAAGCUCAGGGCCAUGGGACCCCUUGCAUAGGCAGAAGGGUCUUUGCCCCUAUUUUUCUAGGCUGCUGCCCUUUUCCCUCUUGGACUGGGGCUACAGGGCCACCAUAGCAGAGGCUCCUGGCAGGACAGGACAUUGACACUGCUGCUCUGUCCCCACAGGAGAUCAUUGACCUGACCUGUGAGGAUGCAAACACAGACCCAACACCGUCGAGCAGCCUCCCCAUCAUCGACCUGACUGAGGACAUGUGCAGCCUUCUCCACUCUACCCUUGGUGCUACCCAGAACCCCAGAAACACUGCCUCAGCAGUACACACGUCCCAUCCCCAACUCUGCCCCACUGCAGAAGAAAUGCAGGCAGUAGCAGAGCCAAGCCCUGCACCAGCAUCACACAGCACUCCUGUGAAGCUCAGUUCCACCACGGUCACAGCAGAAACCAUGGAGAACUGCAGCUGCCUUUCUCCUGUCUCUAGCCACAGCUGGAGCUCAGAGCAGUACUCUGGCACUUCUGCCUUUAACAGCGACUUGGACUCGCAGUCAGACUCAGACUCAGACUGCUUGUCCCCAUCUCCCCCCAGCCUGGACAGCAACAGCAGCAGGAGAGCUGAUGGCCCAGAGGAAGAUCCUCCCCAGCCCUGCCAGGAAAGGAACUUCCCCCCAAGGCUGAGCCCUGCCCCAACCAUUCCUAUAACACCAGGAAAGGCCCAAAGGUCUUUGCCAGAAUCAAGUGACUUCCCACCACAUCAACCAAUCCAGCAAGCCACACUGGCCAGGACUGACACUGACAGCAAGGCCUGUCUAGAAAAACUGCACAAUUUCAGCAGGAAUGGAAUCCAGCACCUCUUCCUCCAAGAUAUAGUACCCAACAGGGAAACACAGCAGAAACGUGGGCUCAUCCCCAGUGGGAAGCUGAGCAUGGUGCACACCACUAUGGAGGAGAACAGCCUGGAGGGCACCUUGUAUUUCCUGAACGAGUUUGUCUCCUGCCAGCACUAUCCCUCCAAAGAAAUCAUCUGCCACCUGAUCAAACAGAUGCUGUUGGACACCCACGAAGAGGAGACCUUGAGUGACAUCUACACACUGCUGAUGAAGAUCCAAAUGCUCCAUCCAGCCAACAUCACCACGGUGGGAUGGGACUGGACACUGCUGAGAUUCAUCAUGGACAACCAGGAGAAGCCCCCUGGCCAGCUCCUCUUCCUGCAGUAUGUGGUACAGACCCUGGAGGAUGACUUCCAGCACAAUCUGAAGUCACACCAGCUGCAGAAGUCAAUUGCCAAGAAAGUGCUUUCAUGUGACUUGUGCUUCGCCAAUGUCAAGGAAGUGGUCAAAUGGUUGGUGGCAGCAGUUACUGGAGUCGGGUUCUCCCAGCCCUGGGAGCAACUGCAAGAAGCCAGGGCUGAACACAGCUCAACUUCACCAAGGCUGGCCAGCACUCAGACAGCUCAGGCUCAGACAGCUUUCUUUGCCCAAAAGGCCAUGCUCCUGCUACAGAGGAUGUUGUCCUUGGCAGUGGAAGUGGACAGAUCUCCCACCUGCAGCUCCCGUAAAAUCGCAGACGACAUAUUCCCAUUCAUACUGAAUAUCCCCCUGAGGAGCCAAAGGGAAGCUUUAUUAAACACCAUGGAGAGCCAGCUCCUGCGCUGCAGGCUGCUAGAGCUGUUAUUCCAGCAUAGUUGUGAUGUGCCCACAACCUCGUCCAUGUCUCUGGACAAGAUCCUGUAUUUCCUGAGCCACUCCUCUGUGCUGCCACAAUUCCAGGAUGAAACAGCAACAUGGCAAAGAUGGGACGAGAUGCUGCAGUACUUGAGUUUGCUGCUGCUCAGUUACCAAAGCGUAAAACUGGAGCACCUGCGGACCUCUGUCAGUGACAGGAUGGAUUUGAUCGCUCAGAAAGCCAAGCCCAGGCUCCAAGACAGUGAUGACAUCAGCCAGCUGGAUAUUCAGCUGAAGAUGAACGACUUCAUCAGCAGAAUGCAGGAGACCCUGGAGCAGCCUUUUCCCGCACAAAUCCAGGAGAAAUUGUUCAUGCUGCAAGAGUUGUUCUACAUUGUCACUGCUGCCUGAUGGAGACAACCACUGCAGCAAGGGGGACAAAACUUCAUGUUCUCAACAGAGAAUGCCCCCAUCUCAUGCUGCAAUCUCAGCAUCAUGGGGGUUGCUUUAUACACUUCUUUUGAAAGGUAUUUGGUUUACAUUGUCUCAGAAUUUCCGUUCAAGUUUGCCUCCUUGUGCGGUUUUACAAAGCACUUUGUACACUUUAAAAAAAUUAAUUCAUGUUUGCUAAGACUCUUUCAUCGUGGUUCUAGCACUGCCCAAAGGAAGUCCAGA